AUGUCCGCUCAGAGCAAGCUCUUCCAGUCCAUCUCUGUCGGUUCCGUCGUACUGCAGCAUCGCGUAGUCAUGGCUCCUUUGACGCGCUUGCGAAGCACUCCAGAGCACGUCCCGCUGGAUAUUGUCGCAGAGAUGUACGAGCAGAGGUCGCGCACGCCAGGCACUUUGUUGGUUGCUGAGGGCACCAUGAUAUCACCAAACGCUGGAGGAUACCCCAAUGUUCCGGGUAUUUGGAACGAGGAGCAAGUCUCCCAAUGGAAGAAGGUAACUUCGGCCGUUCACAAGAACGGCUCAUACAUGUUCUGUCAGCUCGCUGCUUGCGGGCGCGGUGCCAGCCCUGCGGCACUCAAGGCGGAGGGUCCGUUUGACUACGUUGCUCCGUCUGCCAUCAAGAUCUCAUACGCCGAGGACACUCCUCGCGAGCUGUCCAUACCCGAAAUCAAAGAGUAUGUCCAAGCAUUCGUUGAAGCCGCGAAGAACGCAGUUCACGCUGGGUUCGAUGGGAUCGAGAUCCACGGCGCAAACGGCUUCCUGGUAGAUGAGUUUAUCCAAUCUGUGUCCAACGAACGGACGGACAUCUACGGAGGCUCUGUCGAGAACCGCUCCAGGUUCGCACUCGAAAUCGUCGAUGCGAUCGCAAGCGCCAUUGGAGCCGAUAGAGUCGCGCUCAGGCUGAGUCCGUGGAGCACAGCCCAGGACAUGCGCAUGCCGGAUCCCGUUCCGCAGUUCAGCCAUCUUGUCGCUGCCCUACGUUCUGCUCACGCGGACCUCGCAUAUCUGCACGUCAUCGAGCCACGCGUCGUGGGCGACGUAGACAAAGACCCCUUAUCUUAUGAUUCUGCCAGAGAGUCCAACGAUUUUCUGAGAGAGAUUUGGAAGGGAAAGCCGUUCAUCAGCGCGGGUGGGUACAAUAGGGAAAGCGCGCUUGAGGCGAGCGAAAAGACGGGGGACCUGAUUGCUUUCGGAAGACACUUCAUUGCCAAUCCAGAUCUCGUGGAACGGUUGAAGAGGAACGUGCCGCUGCACAAGUACGACCGGUCAACGUUUUAUUCUGUCCGGGAUCCGAAAGGCUACAUAGACCAGCCUUUCGCGCAGUUGGAUUAG
This is a messenger RNA of Punctularia strigosozonata HHB-11173 SS5, 1104 nucleotides long. Its product is annotated as FMN-linked oxidoreductase. NCBI's taxonomy places the organism in Eukaryota, Fungi, Basidiomycota, Agaricomycetes, Corticiales, Punctulariaceae. The record is from RefSeq and is a predicted model, not a curated record. The coding region runs from base 1 to 1104 and encodes 367 amino acids. The transcript is spliced from 6 exons. Gene Ontology annotation, molecular function: NADPH dehydrogenase activity; FMN binding.